AUGUCGUCAAGAGGUGGAAAUCCUUUCUUAAAUAAUACCCCAUCUUCUUCACCUGCUAAACAACAACAAUUGAAUGGCAAACGUAUAUCGAAAAGCACGACGUCGGCAACUACCUCGACUCAGUCUUCACCCGUGAGGCGACCCAAUUCGUCCGCAAAUGUCAAAUACACCGAUAGAUUCAUCCCCAAGCGCACGGAGCUAGAUUUAAAUGCUGUGUUCUCAAUAGGAAGCUCGAAACUUUUAAAACCUGAAAGUGCGGAUACUGAAGGCCAUUUCGAAUUACAAAAGGAGCGGGAAGCUCAUCGGACUUUCGAUACCGUUUUGAAAAACGAGCUGUUUGGAGAGCAGCUCAAUAUGGAUUCUAGCGGCUAUGGAGACAGCAUCGAAAAAAUUCAGUGGGCAACCUCAUCAAACCCCGAGGAGCCUUCUACACCCACCCGAUCGCAUGGAUUUCUUUCGGAUAAUGAGUCCCCUCGACAUGAUUCUGACCUAAAUAAAGCCAAUGCCACACGAAAGGGUCUCGGAACUCGAAUUGAGAACGUGAGAGGAGCUAGUCUCUUGACUUACCGUGAGAAAACGGCAACAAGACCCACCAGAGCCUUUAUAAUUCAAAACCAAUACUCAACUUCAUCAUCUCCAAUACGCUCAGACUCUGAAAGGUUGCUGUUAUCUCCGAGGAAAAAGAUUCGACAGAUUGCGAAAGUUCCUUAUAGGGUCCUUGAUGCUCCGUCACUUGCCGAUGAUUUUUAUUAUGACCUCAUUGACUGGUCAAGCACGGAUGUAUUGGGAGUAGCGCUCGGAAAGUCGAUUUUCUUGACUGACAAUAACACGAAUGAAGUCGUACAGCUGGCUGAUACAACUGACGAAUUUACCAGUUUGAACUGGGUAGGAGCGGGCUCCCAUCUAGCGGCUGGACGAGGGAAUGGUAUUGUGGAGAUAUACGACAUUGUGAAAAGAAAGUGCAUAAGAACAAUGCCUGGACAUGCGGAUCGUGUUGCUUGCUUAUCUUGGAAUAACCACAUUUUAAGCUCGGGAAGUCGAGAUCGAAAGAUUUUACACAGAGAUGUUAGAAUGCCUGAUCCAUACUUUGAAGAGAUCAGGUCUCAUACCCAGGAAGUUUGUGGUUUGAAGUGGAAUGCUGAGGAGAAUAAACUCGCUUCAGGCGGUAAUGAUAAUCAAGUUUAUGUCUACGAUGGCUUUUCCAAGAGGCCUUUUUUAAACCUUUCUGAACACACUGCUGCUGUAAAGGCCUUGGCCUGGUCACCUCAUCGAAGAGGGAUUUUGGCUUCGGGAGGGGGCACGGCAGAUCGGAAGUUGAAGAUAUGGAAUGUUUCCACAUCAAAUAAGAUCAAUGACGUGGACACAUCUUCUCAGGUUUGCAACAUGGUGUGGUCAAAAAAUACCGACGAGAUCGUUACCUCUCAUGGGUAUUCUAAGUACAAUUUAACGAUUUGGGAAGCGUCAAAACUAGAACCUGUAGCGAUUCUCAAAGGUCAUAGCUUCAGAGUAUUACACCUGACUCUUUCUUCUGACGGUACAACAAUUGUAUCUGGAGCUGGUGAUGAAACUUUGCGUUACUGGAAAAUAUUCGAAAAACAGACAUUGAAGCGACCUUCGUCGUCUACACUUUUGAACGCUUUUAAUCAGUUAAGAUAG
This is a messenger RNA of Lachancea mirantina, 1656 nucleotides long. The record is from the annotation of a GenBank genome assembly. Lineage: Eukaryota; Fungi; Ascomycota; Saccharomycetes; Saccharomycetales; Saccharomycetaceae.